GGUUUGUUUCCUUAAGCGACUUUAACAGCUUGGUGAACUUCCAUAGAAACUGGCUUAUUGGGCCAGACCCUAGUGAUGGGCAUUUGGGAUUUCCAGAUUCCCCUAUUAUAAGCCACACAGCGAUGGGCCCUCAUUGCCUACUUGUUUAUUUUCUUGUAACAAGUUCCUAGAAGCAGCAAUACUGGGUCACAAGGUUUGGCCAUUUUUUAAGACCCUGGAUACCCAUCAAACUCCCCUCACAUUCAGCAGGACCAGGUGUCCAAUCCAAAUCCACUUUCCUCAAGGCCAAGUCUUGUUCACACCCCUCCCAGCAGCAGCUGUGUGUGCCCCCAACCCACCUCCACUUCUAGAGUAAGGCCAAAGUCCUCCUCCAGGCCUGGCCACCUGCCUUGUUUACCUGGCCCAUCCCAGUCCCAGGUGAGUCAGCUGAGCAGGGUAGGCGCCACCCUUCCCAGAGCAGGAACUCAGCUGGGACAAGGGCCACCACCUUCCAGGGAGAGGAACAGACACUCUGGGCAGUGGCUGGAGAAGGACGUGCAGCAGCAGCUGGCCUGCAGGGUGUUCCAAGGAGCAGCCAUGUCCGCCCUGUACCCAUCUCUGGAGGACCUGAAGGUGGACCAGGUAAUUCAGGCCCAGGCCAGAGCCGCGUCCAGGAUGCCUGCCCUGCCAGUCCAGGGGACAGCCGUCUCCCAGCCUUCAGUUUUAUACCCAAACCUGGCAGAGCUGGAAAAUUAUAUGGGUCUUUCCCUCUCCAGCCAAGAAGUCCAGCAGAGCCUGCUGCAGAUUCCAGAAGACGCCAGUACGGUGGUCUCGGGCCCCUCGCCGGGCCAGGUGGUGGCGCCGGUGUCCGGGAACAGCCUGGGCGCGCGGCGUGCGGAGAUCAAGCCCGGGGUGCGCGAGAUCCACCUGUGCAAGGACGAGCGUGGCAAGACCGGGCUGCGGCUGCGGGCCAUCGACCAGGGGCUCUUUGUGCAGCUGGUCCAGGCCAACACCCCCGCAUCCCUCGUGGGGCUGCGCUUUGGGGACCAGAUCCUGCAGAUUGACGGGCGUGACUGUGCUGGGUGGAGCACCGACAAGGCCCAUCGGGUGGUGAAGAAGGCAGCGGCGGAGAAGAUCGUCAUGGUUGUUCGGGACAGGCCGUUCCAGCGGACCAUCACCUUGCACAAGGACAGCACGGGCCUCGUUGGCUUUGUCAUCAAGAAGGGGAAGGUCGUCUCUGUGGUCAAAGGGAGUUCCGCGGCCCGCAACGGGCUCCUCACCAACCACUCCGUGUGCGAGGUGAACGGGCAGAACGUCAUUGGGCUGAAGGACAAAGAGGUCACGGAGAUUCUGGCCAAGGCUGGGAAUGUUGUCACCCUGACCAUCAUCCCCACGGUGAUCUACGAGCACAUGGUCAAAAAGUUGUCCCCGACCCUGCUCCACCACACCAUGGACCACUCCAUCCCAGAUGUCUAAAGCCACAGGAGGGCAGCUCAGCCCUCCGCCCUUCUGCAGGAAGGGGCAGAGUCCUCAGACGGGUUGCAGAGGCCUGCUGCCUGGGGGCGUGUUCCCGUUGGGGCGACAUCGGAUCACGUGGGCCUUAUUCAUACACAGGCCUCCUGAAGCCUCAGACUCUCAACUGGGCUCGGGCCCGGGCAGGGCCCCAGGCAGCCGGGUCUGUGCCAGUUUAAAUGCUGGGCACGUAGGCAGGCCCGCUAAACGCUUCUUAAAGUUGUAGUGGGGUCCCUUUCAAGAUUUUGCCACUGCCAGAAAAAUAGUUCCGUGUUUUAAGAGAACAGAAAUACAAUCUUUGUGAAAAUUGUUUCUUUUUCUUUUACUUGCUCUUUGUCACAAACUGUAUAUAGUUGUAAUUCUUCACUUCUUUUGAAUAAAGAUUUGAUUUUAA
Ceratotherium simum simum (southern white rhinoceros) is the source of this 1885-nucleotide messenger RNA. RefSeq names its product syndecan binding protein 2 (gene SDCBP2). Lineage: Eukaryota; Metazoa; Chordata; Mammalia; Perissodactyla; Rhinocerotidae. Gene Ontology annotation, cellular component: plasma membrane; cytoplasm. Gene Ontology annotation, molecular function: protein binding. The record is from RefSeq and is a predicted model, not a curated record.